Helianthus annuus (common sunflower) is the source of this 1386-nucleotide messenger RNA. Its product is annotated as ATP-dependent Clp protease proteolytic subunit 5, chloroplastic. Gene Ontology annotation, molecular function: ATPase binding; ATP-dependent peptidase activity; serine-type endopeptidase activity. Gene Ontology annotation, biological process: protein quality control for misfolded or incompletely synthesized proteins. Gene Ontology annotation, cellular component: endopeptidase Clp complex. Bases 309 to 1181 code for a protein of 290 amino acids. Lineage: Eukaryota; Viridiplantae; Streptophyta; Magnoliopsida; Asterales; Asteraceae. The transcript is spliced from 9 exons. The record is from RefSeq and is a predicted model, not a curated record.
AAUAAACGAUCUAGUAUUUAUUAUUAGUGACGUUUCCUACAUUUUGUUAUAUUUAUUGAGGUUAAGAAUAAAGAUAAUUUGUUGUUAAUUUAUAAACCACAAACCCAGGCCCAACCCGAAUUCUCACAGUUGGGUUUUCAAUCCCCACACGAAACCCAAAUAAAAAUCUAGUUUCCAUUUUCUUUUAUCUUCACCCCUCCCUCACCUACUCCGUCGCACUCGUCGGCGUUAUACGGAUAAGCCACCGUCACCGUCACCUUCACCGUCGCUUACUGAACUACAACAUAACAUAUCCUUAAUUAAUUUCAAUGGCGCAAUCGUGCGUUCCGUCGCUCAGAUUCAACGCUCUCGCCUUCUCUUCCACAAAAAACCCUAACUCCAUUUCCGAACCCAACUUUCACCCCCUCCGUUCCAGGAAUGUUAGUAAAUUGAGAAGCAAUCAGAAAACCGUUCGGACUUCUUCGGUGAAAGCUGUAUAUUCCGGUGAUUAUCCAUCACUAGACAAGAAUUCAAGGCAGGGAAUAUGGUCCAUUAGGGAGGAUGUACAAGUUCCAUCAUCGCCCUACUUCCCGACAUAUGCACAAGGUCAAGGGCCACCUCCGAUGAUGCAAGAACGGUUCCAGAGUGUUAUCAGUCAACUCUUUCAAUACAGAAUCAUACGUUGUGGUGGUGCGGUUGAUGAUGACAUGGCAAACAUUAUCGUUGCUCAGCUUCUAUAUCUUGAUGCUGUUGAUCCUAACAAGGAUAUUGUGAUGUAUGUAAACUCUCCUGGUGGUUCUGUCACUGCUGGUAUGGCCAUUUUUGACACCAUGAAGCAUAUCCGCCCCGAUGUUUCCACUGUAUGCGUUGGACUUGCUGCAAGUAUGGGUGCUUUCCUGCUUGGUGCCGGCACAAAAGGAAAAAGAUAUAGUCUUCCAAAUUCAAGGAUAAUGAUUCAUCAACCUCUUGGAGGCGCACAAGGUGGACAAACUGAUUUGGAUAUUCAGGCUAAUGAAAUGUUGCAUCACAAGGCGAAUUUGAAUGGGUAUCUGGCAUACCACACGGGUCAAAGUCUUGACCGAAUUAACCAAGACACGGACCGUGAUUACUUCAUGAGUGCCAAAGAAGCUAAAGAAUAUGGGCUUAUAGAUGGUGUCAUUAUGAAUCCACUUAAAGCUCUCCAACCACUGGCAGCCGCUUAAGUAAGCAUCAGUUAUAAUUUUGAAUUGUGUAAACCAAUGUUAUUUGCUUCACAUAAGUAGUGUCUUCAUAAUGCUGUGUCAAGCUGGAUAUACUGUCGAAUUAUGUGAACCAUAUGAAGAGUAAUGUUUUUCGUUGUAGUGUAAUAUUUUUCUCCAUUGCUUGUAACGAUGGAUGUUCAAUUUAAAACCAAUUUUAAGUAGAUAA